AAAAAAUCAAAUCGCCGUUGGUUUCUGCGGAAAAACCGUCACUAACAGCACGGACAAGCGGUGACAACUUUGGACAGCUGGUACGCGCGUUCGGUAGUUGCAGCAUCACUCUUGCCAAUAUGUGCGUGGACUGAGACAAGAAUUAAAACGUAUAGCCUCUCUGGAGAAUCAAAACAAAGUUUCAUAUCCGAAAAGAUAAAAUUAGAAAUUUUAGUCAAGACACAGCGGAUAUGAUUAUGCCGGCCGGAUGAGCGAAAACACUUCAGCUUUGUAAAAAUAAAUAUACGCUGCUUACAAUUCAAACUCAACGGAGGUAGGUGGUGGUUUCUUCUGACUCUCAAACAUAGUUUUUAGCCAGGCGACGUGCCUUCCGAGAUAACGCAUGUGAGUGCACUGCAGUAGCGUUUCGUCAAAACUUGUUUUGUGCGAGAGAGUUUGAGCAAUCGCUUGUGGAGACAUUAGGUAACAAGUCUACAAGUAAAUAAUUCGCUUGUACCUACAUCACCUACACUUGUAAAUGACGUUUCAAAGAGAGAAUUUUUAGUUGUGCAUGUGCGUUCGUUUGCGUUGGAGGAGAUAUCGUAUUUAUUGUUUAAGUUUUGAAUCAAUAUUGUUAGUUAGCUAUAUUAAUUAAAUAUGGCUGAAAAUGAUAAAAAAGAUGAUAUAUUGGAGAAAAAAUUACAAUUUAUACAAAAAGUAUAUGAAAAUAGGGAGAUUCUGUUUGGUGCAUAUUCGGACAAAAUAAUAAGAUCAGUUAAGAUAGAGAAAUGGAAAGAAUUGGCAGAAUUAGCAAAGACACUUUGUUUAAUGCGUGCGCAUAAAAAUCACACAUAUUGCAGAGAUACGCUGUGGCAAAAUAUGAAGAAAGCAGCAUUGGCAAAAGUUGAGAAUCCCAAAAAAACAUCAGUAAAUAUGACCGAGGGCGAUCAAUUGGUGCUUAAAAUUAUAAGCGAAGAGUUGCCAUCAAGUGCUGAUAACGAAAUGUCAUCCGCAUUGAACUUUGUAACAACAAAAUAUCUCAACGAGUCAACAACAAAUCAAUCGUUAUUAUUCUCACCAAACAAUGACUUAUCUUCCACCAGCCACAUACCCGCGGGGCCAGGUAAACGAAAACGCACUGCCACAGAGGAUGGCAUCUCUAAGAUCGCAGAAAAAGAACAACAUUUGUUAAUUGAACACUUAAAACUACAAAACUACAAGACUAAAUUGGAAAUUUUAAAGUUGGAAACUGAAUUAAAUCUUCCAAGAUCUCAGUAUACAAAGAGUUUUGUCUGUGAUGAAGGGGACAAGUAGCAGCGCACUAGAAUAGAUGUAGAUGUAUGAAUUUGAAAUUCUUUUUUUCAAAAUAUGUUAUUUUGACUUAAAAUAAAUAUAAGUUUAUUUAAAUAAAAAAUUGCUUGUAUGCAAGUAAUUAUAGUGACAAACCAAUGAUAAGCUA
Ceratitis capitata (Mediterranean fruit fly) is the source of this 1438-nucleotide messenger RNA. RefSeq lists its product as hypothetical. Bases 637 to 1293 code for a protein of 218 amino acids. The transcript has 3 exons. Lineage: Eukaryota; Metazoa; Arthropoda; Insecta; Diptera; Tephritidae. The record is from RefSeq and is a predicted model, not a curated record.